This is a messenger RNA of Nymphalis io (European peacock), 3106 nucleotides long. RefSeq names its product histone acetyltransferase KAT2A (gene Gcn5). The record is from RefSeq and is a predicted model, not a curated record. Gene Ontology annotation, cellular component: nucleus; histone acetyltransferase complex. Gene Ontology annotation, biological process: chromatin remodeling; positive regulation of transcription by RNA polymerase II. Gene Ontology annotation, molecular function: protein binding; histone H3 acetyltransferase activity. Lineage: Eukaryota; Metazoa; Arthropoda; Insecta; Lepidoptera; Nymphalidae. Bases 138 to 2573 code for a protein of 811 amino acids. The transcript is spliced from 20 exons.
CGUCUAUAUUAGCUGGAUGCAUUUUAAGCAAUUUUUCGUGUAAAAUAAAUAUAAUAUUUUAUAAUGGUCUGUAUCGGAAGAAUAUUUUGAUUUAGUACUUAGAUGAAAGUAUUUAAAUAGUUAAUUAUAUUAGUAUUAUGUCUUCUCAACUUGGAGAAGAUAUUGCUGACAUAGCCAUGACACGAACCGACGCUGAUUCGUCUCAAACACACGAAGCCUCCUCUAGUGCAAAUGCCGAUGAUGCAUCAUCAAGCAAUGCAGCAACUCCAGCGAGUAGUGAAGGACAAGCAUCCAGGCAGUCUAACCUACAACGUAUCCAACAGAGAAAACAGCAAGUCUAUAACUGGCCACAUGCAAAGAAACUGCUUAAACUAGCUAUUUACUCAUCUUGUCAAACACCAGAUUGUAAUUGUACUGGUUGGAAAACACCGCUACCACAGCAAACUAAUAAAACAAAUAAUCGCACAGACAAUCAACCGAUAGCAAGUUUCACUGAUCUUUGUCGAAACUGCAACCAUAUUCUAGAAAAACAUGUAACUCAGUUAGAAGCACUCUCUGCCGCGGAGGUGAAUCGGCUUCUUGGGGCGGUGGUCGAUGUGGAAAAUAUUUUCAUGUCCAUGCACAGAGAAGAUGACCAUGAUACAAAACGGGUUUACUAUUAUCUCUUUAAGCUCCUACGCAAAUGUAUCCUCUCUCGAAGCCAGCCUCGCAUCGAAGGACCACUAGGACAGCCUCCCUUCGAGCGACCCUCUAUAGCAAAGGCGAUCACAAACUUUGUCCUAUACAAGUUUAACUCUCUACCUCAGAGGGAGUGGCAGACCAUGUACGACCUAGCCAAGAUGUUUCUGCAUUGUUUCAAUCAUUGGAAUUUUGAAACGCCUAGUGUUAGAAAACUGCAAGUUUCUAACCCGGAAGACAUAUCAGCUUACCAAAUUAAUUAUACAAGAUGGUUAGUUUUCUGCCACGUGCCAGCGUUCUGCGACUCUCUUCCGCAUUAUGAAACAUCGAUAGUAUUCGGACGGACUUUACUAAGAGCCGUUUUCAAGUCGGUCUGUCGACAGUUAAUGGAUAAAUGUCAUUCCGAAAGAGAUAGGAUGCCACCGGAGAAGAGAGUACUAGUUUUAAACCACUUCCCGCGUUUCCUGGGUCUUUUGGAGGAGGAAAUAUUCAGCGCUAACUCGCCAAUUUGGGAUCCCGACUUCAAGCAAAUGCCACCUGUGCAUUUACAAGCUAUCAUAGAUAAUAAAACCACUGGAAGACGCACCGGUGAAUUCGAGCGAGUCACGGCGUCCGGGGAUAGUAAGGAUGGUUUCACUACUGUCUCGCUUUCAUCGGGGUCGAUUAAACAGGAAGGUCUGAAACGAUCGAACGAGCGAAGUGGUGACCAGGGCGGCAAGCGGAGGAGGCUCGACGACGGAGCCGAAGACGUCAGCGAACGAACCGUCGCCGACAUCGUCGCCACCAUCUCCGACCCCAACUAUAUGUGCGGACCUGACGCCUUAUUCCAAAUGCAGGCGCCAAGAGAUGAAGCGGCCAAGUUGGAAGAACAGCGAAAGCUCAUUGAGUUUCACGUCAUCGGCAACUCGUUGACUGGGCCGGUCAAUAAACAGACCAUGCUGUGGCUCAUUGGUCUUCAUAAUGUUUUCUCUCACCAAUUACCUGAAAUGACUAAGGAAUACAUAUCACAAUUAGUAUUUGAUCCAAAACACAAAACUCUGGCUCUGAUCAAAGAAGGAAGACCAAUCGGUGGCAUUUGUUUUCGAACGUUCCAUUCACAGGGUUUCAGUGAAAUAGUAUUCUGUGCUGUAACCUCGAACGAGCAAGUGAAGGGAUACGGAACACAUCUAAUGAACCACCUGAAGGAUUAUCACAUCCGGAAUAAUAUUCUGCAUUUUCUUACGUUUGCUGAUGAAUUUGCUAUAGGUUAUUUCAAGAAGCAGGGCUUCAGCAAAGACAUUAAGUUGCCCCGUGCCAUGUUCUCCGGGUACAUCAAGGACUACGAGGGCGCUACUCUCAUGCACUGCGAGCUCAAUCCGCGCAUCGUCUAUACACAUUUCACAGCCGUCAUCCGACGACAGAAAGAGAUAGUGAAGAAAUUGAUCGAUAUGCGGCAAAAAGAAGUUCGAAAAAUACACCCUGGAUUAAGUUGUUUUAAAGAAGGGGUGCGCAGUAUCCCAGUGGAGUGCAUCCCUGGCGUGCGUGAGGCGGGGUGGCGUGACGUGCGCGCGACGCGGACACCCGCCGACACCGACGCCGACCCCGCCGCCCUGCGAGCCGUACUGCACGCGGUUAAGAACCACGCCGCGGCUUGGCCCUUUUUAAAACCUGUCGAUAAAACUGAAGUACCUGACUACUAUGAUCACAUCAAAUAUCCAAUGGACCUGCGCACGGUGGGCGAGCGGCUGAAGGCGCGCUACUACUCGUCGCGGCGACUGUUCGCGGCGGACAUGGCGCGCAUCUUCUCCAACUGCCGCCUCUACAACUCGCCCGACACGGACUACUACAGAUGCGCCAACACCUUAGAGAAAUACUUCCAAGCGAAGAUGAAGGAAGGCGGCCUCUGGGAGAAAUGAUCGGAGUUUAACUUCGACGAUUUCUUCUUCAAGGAGCUCUGCGCCGCUCAGGGGAUCAAGGAAAUCGUCUGAACGAUAAAAUAAAUGACAAAUACGUUGAAAAUAUUAAAUCGUUGUAAAUAUAUUACGGUAUCGUACACUCUAAUUUAUCUUAAUGAUAGGAGUUUAGACGUAAGUCAUAUUGAAAUAGUUUUUGAAUUAUGAAUGUUGUUCGAGGUCGAGGUAAUACAUUGAAAUGUAAAUCUUUGCACUUGUAAUAUUGAAUGUAGUCCAUUAAUUGUGAUAAUAGUAAGCUUCUUAUAAUAAUAAUAAUGUUAAAAGUUAAUAGAAAAUCCUUAGAUUAAUGUUUUAAACGAAUUAAAUUGUUAAUUUAGGCUAAUUGAUUACACCCUUGCUAUGUAUGAAGCAAGUCGUUAUUUUUAAUAUCUUAUGAAAAUAUGUAUUUUACUCAUUAAUACAUAUGUAGGCAAUAAUAAACGCCUCGUAGUGUUGUAGCGGUUAUAUAUCUUACAAUAAAACGCUAUUAUUCAAUA